Alternaria alternata is the source of this 3069-nucleotide messenger RNA. RefSeq lists its product as hypothetical. Gene Ontology annotation, molecular function: GTPase activator activity. Gene Ontology annotation, biological process: nucleocytoplasmic transport. The coding region runs from base 1 to 3069 and encodes 1022 amino acids. Gene Ontology annotation, cellular component: nuclear pore; cytoplasm. The transcript is spliced from 6 exons. The record is from RefSeq and is a predicted model, not a curated record. Lineage: Eukaryota; Fungi; Ascomycota; Dothideomycetes; Pleosporales; Pleosporaceae.
AUGUCUUCCAGCGAGCCUAUUCAGUCUCAAGAUCUAGAGUUCCCUCCGGUUCAAGUUGAUCGCUCACUUACUAGGCUCGAUCUUGAAACACUCAUGAUGAGGUCGACGCAACGUCGGCAGCCAGAAGAGGCGGGCAGCACUCUCGAUGACAGCAGCUAUGAUCUGCUCGGCGACGGCAUCAUUGACAUGUCCGACGACGAAGCACACACUGAGUCCAUCGCGUCCACCGACGGUCCUACCCCGGAUGACACGUCCGACGACUACAGUGAUGACGACGGCGAGUAUGAUACCGUCGAGCGAGGCUUGCAAGAUAGCACAUACUCCUCACACGCUGAGCACCACGAGCACCCCGCCCAAGUACACCCCAUACUGUCCGGCGAGGACUCUAGUCUGACAGAGGUGCCCCCGUACCUAAGUGGGAGCAUGAGCCCAAGGCAUUUCAUACUCCACGAGCGAGCCACAAGCAACGCCGAUGUAACUCACGGAAGCAGUGUCAUAAAGAGCUCAGCGGGUUACACAGACGAGCUUCCACCCGUGUUCGAACGUUAUGGUUGCAAAGAGAUCAGACUGUCGGUCAAAGCAGCCUUGUCUCAACAACCCCUUACCACCCCCGACACGUACCGAAUACUUUACGUUGGCAGUGGAAAGUGGGCAGAAGGCACCAUCACGUCCAAGAUCGGCGCGGCACUCGCUGCCUACCCUGACGCUUCGAAGACGGUCAUGGUCCGCGGUCAGGUCGAGCCAUACGCUCCAGUCCCACACACUGACCGUUGUGCCGACAUGUUGGUCUACAAUGCUGGCCACAUUCGCGUGCUCACCGAAGAUGGUCGCUAUCUGGUGUUCGGUUCUGGCGUCUCUGCUCGCUCUCAAGAUCGACCAGACCUUGUCAUCCUAUGUCACCCAAGCGUCCUUGACCACACUGCUGACAAGCAAGAUCUUGCAUCUGUUAAGAAAGUAUUUGAUCGCGAAGCAAUUCCAUGCAUCGAACUUGCUGAGACUAACCCAUUCGGGGCCGGGUCUUCUGCUGACAACAACACGUCGUUGCGAGUAUGCGUAGAAGGUCGGGGGAACCCAAACACUGACUACGAGCUGAAGGAAGUGCUGCCUCUUGACAUCCACCAAUUCGAUCAACUUGAGCCAUCCCAGCUUAACCGCCACCUCGCACUGAUUAGUCCUCAUCUAGCGACGGCCCAACACACAAAGGCUUUGACUGCCCGUAAGUCGUGGCUCGGCGAGAAGACCCAUGCCCGUAUGAAGAAGAUUGGUCCGCAUCUACACUGGGCUAGGUGGCUAGCAUCUGCCAUUGUUCUAUUCGCUCUUGUUCCUGCACUGCUUCAGCAUACAGCCUACCUCCCUAUGCUCUACCAGAAAGUAUCGCAGAUUCAGUCGGUAUCGCCAGCCGUGUCUGAGGCACAGAGCAUUAUGUCUACAAUCACACCCAUAGCGGCAGUGUCUUCAAGCACGGUUCAUUCCCCAUUAUCGUCUCCUACUUCAACUCCGACAGCAUUUCAAGGAGGUCUCACCAUCGUCCCCCCUCAGCAGAAGCAACCUCACCGAAAGCCAAAGGCAAAAAACGACCAAGUUGAAGGUUUUGAGAUCCAGACUACUGGGGAUCAUCAGUUCAUUCUGCGUCCUUCAAAGACGUUCAGCUCGAGCCGGAAGAAGCCUCAGCUCCAGAUUCAUGUUUCCCACCAGUCAGAAGAGGUUCCAGCACGCUACAACCGAACCAUCACUGGCGAGUACAUUGUCGAUCUGGAACAGCAAUACCGCUUCGACAAAUUCAACGUCAGUAUUGCCACCCACUCAAAGCCUCUCCUGCGGCAGUCCUUUGAAGUAAUGCUGGGACAUAACAAGACCGCACUGGAUCAACUUCUCGACACCGCCAAGUUGAACAUGUUCGAUACACAGAUCGCCCUUCUAAACGUCUCAGCUACAGCAGCACAAGCAGUGCAAGUAUACAUGGCUGGCUUAGAUGCGUACGCCUCGAAACAGCUUCAAGAAACUAAGAACCGACUGGAGAUGAAGACGCGACGGGCAAGACAGAUCCCAGAAGCUACAUGGAUGGGAUUACGAGACAUAACCGCGCCAGUGCGGACGUCGUCAGCGAUGAAGAAGGCUAGGAUGAAUGCUCUUCGCGUCAGGUGCAAGAUGGAAAUGGCAGCAGGUUUAUCUGCCAGGGGAGAUGGGGAAAAGCAGAGCUGGGCUUGUGCAAAGGCAGCGGCGUAUGUAGGACUCGAAGGCAAACAUGAAGGUGCAGAGUUAUACCCAUGGGAUUUGAUUGGGAUACUGGGAUGUAUGUCGAAAAUGUCUGAAGCAGCCAAGCCCGACCCCGCCGCCGAGCAGGUCGCCAACCCUGCGGCGACUCUUGUCCAGGACGAGACCGCAAAGGUCACAACAGACAAGGCUGCCGACAAGCCUGAGACUACCACUACCACCGAGAGCAAGGAUGACAAGCCCAUCACCGAGAAGGCGACAGAGGCAGCAGCCGCAGUGAAGGACAACGUCUUCUCCAUGUUUGGUGGCGGCCCCGCAAAGAUCAAGAAGGACGAGGAAGACGACGCCAACGAGCCAUCAGGUGCCUCGAAGCCCAAGGGCGAUGACGAAGACCCCGAGAACGAGGAGCCCGAUGUCGAUUUCCAGCCCGUUGUCCACCUCACCGAGAAGGUCGACACCAAGACCAACGAGGAGCUCGAGGAGCAAGUCUUCAAGAUGCGCGCCAAGCUGUUCAAGUUCGACAGGGAGUCGCGGGAGUGGAAGGAGCGUGGCACUGGUGAUGUCCGGUUAUUGAAGCACAAGGAGAACGGCAAGACCCGUCUUGUCAUGCGACGAGACAAGACACUCAAGGUCUGCGCCAACCACUACGUUGUCCCCGACAUGAAGCUGUCGCCCAACGUAGGCAGCGACCGCAGCUGGGUCUGGAACGCCGCCGCCGAUGUUAGCGAGGGCGAGCCCGAGGCUCAGACUCUGGCUAUCCGUUUCGCCAACAGCGAGAACGCCAACCAGUUCAAGGAGGCUUUCAUCAAGGCCCAACAGGAGAACGAGGCGCUUUUCGGCAAGUCGGAGCAGUAG